This is a messenger RNA of Seminavis robusta, 1674 nucleotides long. NCBI's taxonomy places the organism in Eukaryota, Bacillariophyta, Bacillariophyceae, Naviculales, Naviculaceae. The record is from the annotation of a GenBank genome assembly.
GUGGAUUUUUAGAGGUUCCUUUUGGAUCUUAGCUCACAAUUUUAGUUUGUGGUACCACUAGCUAGCUAGCACAGCACAAAAUUAUUGAAGCGAGCACCAUGAUGAAAGCUUUUGCACCGACGGAAACAUCACCGAUUGGAUCCUUGCAGGGCCGGGGAUUCACUGAUCUAGCCAAGGCAGAUCGUCUGUCCUAUGCGCUGUCUCGUGCUCCGACCUCGGGUUGCAGUGCUGAAACCGUGGCCUCCGAGUCCACGAGAUCGAGCGAUGCCGGAGUUUCCAAAAGAACGGAGGGCGGAGUAAAUGCCGCGGAGCAAGAGAUCCCUAAAGCCAGAACAAGCAUCGGACUCUUCACAUCCGCCAUUGCAACUAUGGCAGGGUUUCAAGUUUUCCCUACUUCGCCAGUGCGUCACGAGCAAGCAACUUACGGCCCGCAGCCGAAUCUCAAGCCCGACACCCCAAAUUUCAUGCUGCUAGAUCUGGAGGAUACGGAACCGAAGAGCGCCGGUAGCGUUCACGAAGGGCGCCUUCCCGAGGAGAUGACUAAUGAUGCAAAGAGCCCCACAACACGAAGGAGCCGAGCGGACAGGAACAGUCUCGGAAGCAAAGGCAUCAGGAGUCGAAGCUGUCAACCUUUCACCAAUGCUAACGUGAACAAGGACGGUGCCAGGGCUCUCGAUGACAGCAAGCGGACUCGUCCCAAAACGAGAUUGUCUGCUGGAGGAGAGGUGAAGAGAGGUCAUCGCCGACGCAGGUCAACAAAGGACGAACCAAGAAAUUUGGACUCUAGUAUGAGCACCAGAUCUACGCGACCAACACGCAGGAGCCAUAGUUGUCACAGACGAUCGUCGUCGGAGACCAAGACGUCUCGUCGAUCGCAUUCGAUGAAACCAGGUUCUGCGCAUUCGGAGAACGCCAGCGAUAGGCGGCGAACAACCCGCAGAAUGAAGAAGCCCGAGUCAAUGAAUGAUGGUAGUAGUGGCCGUACAGUUCCUGUGCGCACACCAAGAAAGAAAAAAAGCGGGCCAGGGCGCAAGUCCAAAACACCGCCGCCACGCCUUACUCCGAGCCAAAAAGUCGAGGAAACGCCAAGGACAGCAAGAAGUCUAUCCCCCAAGAGACCAACGUCCUUUCCACGCAAACGCAUUUCUGAUGGGAGCACUCGCUCUGGUCGAUCCUCUACCGGUACAAGAGGUUUCAACACUGAGAGUUAUGAGUCAUGUAUGCCAAAGAGCUACCAUAUUCAACGAGUGCUGCAGAAAGAGAUCCAACAAGCGUUGAACGAGAGCAAAAUGGAGUUUGCAGAUCAGGAUGAAAGCGUCAAUCACCAGCCUGCUCGCCUUAAUAAGGGCAUUGAUCUGAGUAAUUUGGACUUUGUAUCUUUGAACAAGUCAUCAUCAGUUCACAAAGGUUCGGAACAGUCGAAGAGGAUUCCCCACAAUGAUGGUCCCAAGGAUGCGGGUGAUGCAACACGUCUUGCAGCAACACGUAGCGUUGCUCCGUCCGUCAGAGGCAAACCUAGACGCAGAAGGCAUAUUUCCACCAGGUCUACUUCACACUGAGCCUAGCUAUGCAUCGUGAACUAAUAGGAAUAGUCAUUACAACUCUUGAGAGAGUCCAACAAUGAGGUUCUCUAAACUAAAUAUGCUUUCAAUUUACAGUACGGUACGACCACAC